UCUGCGCCUGCGCACGGCUGGAACGCCGUCCAUUUCAUUAUCUGUUAGGAAGGACGUUAGGUUGAGGUUGGUGUAGAGGAGAAUAACUACCAUGACUUCCAGUGCUUUGACGAAACCUCAGAUGCGAGGCCUUCUGGCCAAGCGUCUGCGAUUUCAUGUUGUUGGAGCCUUCGUUGUAUCCCUGGGGGUUGCAGCUUUCUAUAAGUUUGCUGUGGCCGAACCAAGAAAGAAGGCAUAUGCAGAUUUCUACAGAAAUUACGAUUCCAUGAAAGAUUUUGAGGAGAUGAGGAGGGCUGGUAUCUUUCAGAGUGCAAAGUGAUUUUGGAAUGUAAAGAAUUUCUUUGGGUUGAGUUCAGUUGAAGUUUGUCACUGACCUGUGUUCCUGAACUAUGAAGCACGAAUAUUGGGUUAUGGAAUAGUUUGUCUUGAUAAAUAAACAACUAACAAAUA
Molecule: messenger RNA, 450 nt
Organism: Enhydra lutris kenyoni (northern sea otter)
Lineage: Eukaryota; Metazoa; Chordata; Mammalia; Carnivora; Mustelidae
Product: cytochrome c oxidase subunit 6C
Exons: 4
Coding region: 92-319 (75 amino acids)
Biological process (GO): mitochondrial electron transport, cytochrome c to oxygen
Source: RefSeq, a predicted model, not a curated record